AUGAUCCCAGAAAAACAGAUCCCAACCACCGCAUUCGUGGUUGAGAAACCAGGAGCGCCUUUUGUCCUUCAAGAUAUAAUUCUUGAUGAAGUCCGGGCAAAUGAAGUCUUAGUUGAAAUGAAGUAUACUGGCCUUUGCCACACAGACAUCGUCGUCCAACAAGGCGCAAUCCCAGUCGGUGAUUAUCCCGCCGUACUAGGCCACGAAGGCGCCGGAAUAGUCCGUCGCGUCGGCAGCGCCGUCAAAGACAACUCCCUCCAAGAGGGCGACCUUGUCUUCCUAAGCUUCAGCUCCUGCCACCAAGAAUCCUGCAGCCCCUGCAGCAAAGGCCGAAACGGAUUCUGCGACCAGAUGACAUCCAUUAACUUCGCCGGGGCUCGGGGUCUCACCGCUGCCGAGUCACCCAUCUCUUUCCCCGGCGGAAGCCCAAUCCGAGGCCAGUUCUUCGGCCAGUCCUCCAUGAGUAAGCUGGCUGUGGUUGACGAGCGGUCGGUCGUCAAGUCCCCUCCCGGAUCUGGAGUCACGGUCGAGGACAUGGCGGUCCUUGCUCCUCUUGGCUGUGGAUAUCUCACUGGUGCUGGUACCGUCUUUAAUGUGCUCAAGCCUACACCGAAGAAUCGCUUUGCUGUUAUUGGUAUGGGUGCUGUUGGGGUGGCGGCUAUGUUGGCUGCCCGGUCUCAGGGAGUCGAAACUGUUAUCGCGGUUGAUAUUGUUGAUGCGAAGCUCGAGCUGGCGAAGUCUCUUGGUGCAUCGCAUACGUUGAAUACGAAGAGUGUAUCGGAUCUUGCGCAGGGGUUAUUGGAUAUAUUCCCGGAUGGCGUGGACUGUAUCCUCGACACGACGGGUGUAGUUCCUUUGCUCGAGGCUGCAGUCAAAGCUUUGGGUCAUGAAGGUACCCUAGCUAUUGUGGGUGUUGCUCGUGCUGGCUCGUCUCUCAAUAUCGAUCCUUUGAAACUCAUGAUGGGUUGUCAGCGUGUUGUUGGUGUUAUUGAGGGCUGUGCGAAUCCCGCUGUGAUUGUUCCACAACUGAUUGAUCUAUACAAACAAGGGAAAUUCCCGGUCGAUAAGCUUGCUAAAAUCUAUGCCCCGAGCGACUUUGAGCAAGCCAUGGCAGAUUUGCACUCUGGAAGUGUUAUCAAGCCCGUCAUCCAAUGGGCAGACCUGUGA
Molecule: messenger RNA, 1167 nt
Organism: Penicillium mononematosum
Lineage: Eukaryota; Fungi; Ascomycota; Eurotiomycetes; Eurotiales; Aspergillaceae
Product: NAD(P)-dependent alcohol dehydrogenase
Exons: 4
Coding region: 1-1167 (388 amino acids)
Molecular function (GO): oxidoreductase activity; zinc ion binding
Source: RefSeq, a predicted model, not a curated record